GUCCUACAUAUGCACAAUUGUUGUUGUUUUUUUUGUUUGUUUUUUUAACCAGUUUGCACAAAUAGGACUUGUUUAUUUUCUGUGAAUAAACUCCCCAAUUUUUUUACACCAUGCAUGUCUGAACAUGCAGUUCACCAUCGCCAACUCAACAAUAAACAUCCAACCACUCAGACUCCACUGGGUUUGCCUGCACAUUUAAACCUUUAGUGUCUGUUAGAAAUAGUGCAUGCAAACACAAUGGUAACUAAAAGUAUGUAUGUGUUACAUUACUUUUGAAGAUGCAAUAACUCACUUUAUCUAGGCUUGUAGGUCUUUGCAUGUACAAGAAGAUUAUUAAUAUGCAGUCUCAGUUAAUCAUGUUAAUGUAUGAGUCAAGCAGUAAAUGCAACAUCACAGCACAAGCAGCUUUCUUUUUCCUGUUUAGAAAAACACAGGAAACUGAAACUAGGCUUUUCGUUGUCUGCGUUAAAUGGACCCAAAUGCACAAACCAAGGCGAGGAGGAAGAUGAAUCCUCUGAACAAGCAGCAAACUUUGCCUGCUCUAGGCAAGGAAAUGCCGCGGCAGUUUCAGAAGAUCUCGUUCAGCGAGGUGGAUGAGCAGGUGAAGCGGCUAGCUGAAAAAGUGUAUGCUACAGCAAUAAAGGAGGAGAACACAAAAGAUGUCAUGUCUAUGUAUGCGGUGCCUGAGGACUGCCCCAUCGGCCUUCAUCAGGCUAAUCUGAGAGAGCUGCAGAAAGAAAUAGCUGAGGAAAAUUCAGAAGAGAGCAUCAAAAGAAAGAAGAGUUUUAAACUUAUGCGCACCCAGUCCGUAUCUUUACAAAUACCUGGUGCGUCUGAGUGGGCCAUGUCUGUGAUUCGUCCUCUCCUCACCCCAGAUAUACCAGAUGCACCUGUCCUAACCAAUGUCCCAGAGUUCCAGAGGGUCACUGUCAAUGGGGAUUACUGUGCAGGGGUCACAGUUGAAGACUAUGAGCAGGCAGCAAAAAGCCUGUUGAAAGCAUUACUCAUCAGAGAGAAAUAUGCCCGGCUUGCAUACCACCGUUUUCCCAGAACCACCGCCAGGUUUCUAAAGAGUGCUAAUAAUGACACAUGGAGUGAAGAAGAUGAGGUUCUGCCAGAUAACACUCCAUGCCCAACUGAGGGUGAGGACCCAUACAGUAUGGAGGACCUCCCUCAGAACCUGGACUACAUUCUGAAGAUGAAGGAUGGCAUUAUAUAUGUGUAUGAUAAUGCAGAAGCUUUGAGUGAAGAUAAGCCACACUGUUUACCCUAUCCUGACAUGGAGACCUUCACUAUUGAAAUGACUCAUGUCCUUGCCAUGAUUGCUGAUGGACCAACGAAGACCUAUUGUCACAGAAGGCUCAACUUCCUUAUGUCCAAGUUCUACUUGCAUGAGAUGUUAAAUGAGUUGGCAGAGAUGAAGGAACUGAAGAGUGUUCCACAUAGGGACUUCUACAAUGUCAGGAAGGUCGACACCCACAUCCAUGCAGCAGCCUGCAUGAACCAAAAGCAUCUGCUCGAGUUUAUCCAGGACACAUGUAAAACAGAGGCAGAUCGAGUGGUGAUGGAAAAGGGUGGGAAAAAGAUCACCCUAAAGCAGGUGUUUCAAGAUCUCCACAUGGACCCUUAUGAUCUCACAGUGGAUUCGCUGGAUGUGCACGCUGGCAGGCAAACGUUUCAUCGUUUUGACAAGUUUAACUCCAAAUACAACCCAGUUGGUGCAAGUGAGCUUCGUGAGAUCUACCUAAAAACAGACAACUGUAUUAAUGGGGAAUAUUUUGGACGUAUUAUAAAGGAGGUUGCACAUAAUUUGGAGGAGAGUAAAUACCAGUAUGCUGAGCCUCGCCUCUCCAUCUAUGGCCGCUCUGCCAGCGAGUGGGAAAACCUAGCAAAAUGGUUUAUCCAGCAAAAAAUGUACUCGCCCAACCUAAGAUGGAUGAUCCAAGUGCCAAGGAUAUAUGACAUUUUCAGAUCCAAGAAGAUAAUUCCAAACUUUGCCAAGAUGCUUGAGAACAUUUUCCUUCCACUAUUUGAGGCUACCGUUAACCCUCAGAAGCACAAGGAAAUUCAUGUUUUCCUGAAAUAUGUAACAGGCUUUGACAGUGUGGAUGAUGAGUCCAAACACAGCGAUCACUUUUUCUGCCAUAAGAGCCCUAAACCAGAGGAAUGGACCAUGGAAGAAAAUCCUCCGUACAGUUACUACCUCUUUCACAUGUAUUCCAACAUCAUGGUGCUAAACAAUCUGCGAAAAGAACGUGGCCUCUGCACCUUUCAGUUUCGUCCUCACUGUGGAGAAGCAGGCUCCAUCACUCACCUGGUGUCAGCCUUUCUUACUGCAGACAACAUCUCGCAUGGCCUCAACCUGAAAAAGAGUCCUGUGCUGCAGUACCUGUACUACCUUGCCCAGAUACCCAUUGCCAUGUCCCCUCUGAGCAACAACAGCCUGUUCCUGGAGUACUCCAAGAACCCAUUAAGAGAGUUCCUGCAUAAGGGCCUAUGUGUCUCACUGUCCACUGACGACCCCAUGCAGUUCCACUACACCAAAGAGGCACUAAUGGAGGAGUAUGCUAUUGCAGCACAGCUGUGGAAGCUCAGCACAUGUGAUGUUUGCGAGAUCGCUAAAAACAGCGUCCUACAAAGUGGUAUCUCACAUCAGGAAAAGAAACGUUUCUUAGGUGAGCAGUAUUUAGAGGACGGACCACAAGGGAACGACAUCCGCUGUACCAACGUGGCCCAGAUCCGCAUGGCCUUCAGGCAUGAGACCAUGUGCAAUGAGCUCAGCCUUCUGGUGGAUGCAGUCAAGAAUGAGUGCAUGGCUGCGCAGAGAGUGUAAACAUACUGGAAUUAAUAAUAAAUAUAAAAGCUAAACAAUCAAAAAUCUUACAAAAAAAAAUCCAGCAUUAAAUUGGGACUCCUGUAUAAGGAAAUUCUCAUGCUGCUUCUGCACUGAGCCAGAUUAAGUCCUCAGUCUAAUUGUUUGAGCAAUGGAAAAUUCCUCCCAGUAAAAAAAAAAUAUACAACAGACAUGCUUGGUUUCUAUAAACAGAAUGACUAAAGGGGUUUGUUUUACUAAUGAUAUUCCCUUGCAUUUCUUAAGGUUUUUGGUUUGGUUUCACUUUUAAUGAAAAGCACUUAUAUUUGUUUUGCCGAAAAUACAAACCAAGCAUUAACUUGGCAUAGUGAUUAGGCCACUAAGUACCUUGUUAAACUUGUAAAUCUGCAUUUGGGUUUGCACAAGGUAUACACCUUCUAAGUUCUUCAAGAGCACUGGAACUUCUCUUGACUAAGUUUAGGACCAGUCCAAUUUUAGAAAACCUUAAUAAAUCCACCUCAAUAAAAGUUACCCAAAUCAAUAAUGUUCUAGAUGAAUAGUAAUUGUUUUUGCUACAAGCUGCUGUGUGAAAGAAAAAUCUAAUGUAAUGCUGGAUAUGGGAACAUGGGUUAACAAACACAAGUGUUUACCAACCUGUUUUUUUUUUUUUUUACAAUCAUUAUAUGAUACUCAUAAAGAGAAAACAUGCAUAGACCUUAAUCUUUUGCCAGUUUCUUCCCUUAUUUUUUCCUCAUUUUCUAAACUGCUGUUGGACAUUUUUAUCUAGAUUCUGAUUUUGCCAAAUUGUACAUUAAAUAUCUACCCAACAAUGUCAACUAAGAGUCAAAGCUAAUCCAGUUAGCUUGGGGGGUAUGCUAACUUUAUAAUUUUCUUAAUGCACAAAAAGAUAAAAAUACCUGCCUAAACACUGAGGCAUUCAAGACAAACCAGGACUUUUGAUAUAAAGAAUGCAGAAUAACAGAACACAGUUAUGAGUUAAAAACUACCUUUAUUCCUCUAUAUAUUACAUUUUUCAAUUUUAUUUAUAUAGCGCUUUUAACAAUGGUCAUUGUCUCAAAGCAGAUAUAUAUAAUCCCCUGCUACACUAAUGCACUUAGUGUUUCACUAGUGCUUGGUUACCAUCAAGGUAGAAGGUUUUCUCAGUACACUGGAGCAUAAUCAGUUUGCCUGCUUCACGUCUGAAACGAUAAAAACCUUAAUGGCCAAAUGGGUAAAAAUUGUUUUAGAG
Messenger RNA from Clarias gariepinus (North African catfish), 4061 nucleotides. RefSeq names its product adenosine monophosphate deaminase 3b (gene ampd3b). The transcript has 16 exons. The record is from RefSeq and is a predicted model, not a curated record. Lineage: Eukaryota; Metazoa; Chordata; Actinopteri; Siluriformes; Clariidae. Gene Ontology annotation, molecular function: AMP deaminase activity. The coding region runs from base 470 to 2833 and encodes 787 amino acids. Gene Ontology annotation, biological process: IMP salvage; AMP metabolic process. Gene Ontology annotation, cellular component: cytosol.